CAGGAGCUUGUGUAUAAAUAAGGAGAAACCUACAACAGCAAAAGAGACGAAACAGGUUCAAACUGCAGCAGCCCCUCUGCUGAACAUUACUCCCUCCCUUACUAGACCAGACUUGCUGCUGAAAAAAUGGCUCAGCUUUUGUUUUGCUUCCUGUUAACCUUUGCAGCGCUGGAACCAUUCACAUCAGAAGCAGCAGCAGCAGGAUCACUGUACGACUGGAGGCUUCUCUCGGUCAAUGGUUUCUCCUGGUCCAACUGUGAUGGAGAAAGCCUUUCUGCCAAAAUCAAAAGCCUCUCUCUUAUUCCCGACCCCAUUAACAUCCCUGGAGACCUGACUGUUUCUACAGUUCUUGAAACCAAAGUGCCAUUGACUUCCCCAAUAAAGGUCAUUAUCACUGCCGAAAAGGAGCUACUGGGUGAAUGGAUGAAGGUCCCUUGCCUUGACAACAUAGGGAGCUGCACCUAUGACAAUGUCUGUGAACUGAUUGAUACUAUAUUUCCACCAGGACAACAAUGUCCAGAGCCUCUGCAUACCUAUGGCCUUCCCUGCCACUGUCCCUUUAAAGAAGGUGUUUAUUCCCUCCCUGACACCACUUUGACUUUACCUAAGGUGGAUCUCCCAUCUUGGCUUGCCAACGGCAAUUACCGCCUCACUGGUGUCCUAAUUGCAGACAACAAGGAGAUUGGCUGUGGCAAAUUCACAUUCUCCCUGGAAUCCUCAUCCUGGUCGUUUUGAAGACAACUGGUGCUUCUGUGGAGAAACAAAAAAAGAUGUGCAACCCCAAAAAGAUCAACCCUGUCCCCCUGAUGUCACUCACCUAACUUCUACUACAGAUUUACUCAUCAUACGAUGAAUUUACGGACAUGGGCCAUAGCUAAUUAAUAAAAUUCUAUAGGGUAAUUCUUUGCCUAAUUGGCUUUCAAAAUAUUCUUUUUUAUUGAAUAUACAUUAUAGAGUAUCUUGAAGGUUCUGAUCUAGGAUCUAGGUCAGGGGUGCCCAAAAGGUAGAUCGGGAUCUACCAAUAGACCUUUAGCUGGUGAUCAGUAGAGAAAACAGCUUUUCUGAAUUACCCUCCUGUUUCACGCUUUUCAUUCAGAUAUUUUUUAUUAUGUUAAGAUUACAUAAAAAAUAGUUGUUUGUUUAACAUAGCAAUAUACAUUUUCUCAUAAAUCAAUAUUUAAGUAAUAUGUCCAUGAAACAGAUGCUAACAAUAUUUUAUGGCUGUAGAUCAUAAUGGGACAACAUCAUUAAAAGCAGACCUCCUAUGGGCACUCCUGAUGUAGGUGCUGCUUGGAGCACAAGCUGAUUUUCAACGUUUAGGGCUCAUUUAUAUAUGCAGUGCAAUGUGCCAAAAUCUGGGCUAUUAAGUGUCGGAAUAUGAUGUCCAGGGCCCACCAGGGCUACCAACUCAGGGGCCCCCAACCACAGUUGCGGGUCCCCUUCACUAGUCAUGGCCCUCCUUGUCCCAGUCGUGACAAAUGGCAGGGGACCUUUUUACCAAUAAAGAGGAUCACCAUACCAGAGGCCACCCCUUUAGACUAGAAGAAAAGAACUUUCAUUUGAAGCAACGUAGAGGGUUCUUCACAGUCAGGACAGUGAGGUUGUGGAAUGCACUGCCGGGUGAUGUUGUGAUGGCUGAUUCAGUUAAUGCCUUUAAGAAUGGCUUGGAUGAUUUUUUGGACAGACAUAAUAUCAAAGGCUAUUGUGAUACUAAACUCUAUAGUUGGUAUAGGUAUGGGUAUAUAGAAUUUUAAUUAAAAGUAGGGAGGGGUGUGUGUAUGGAUGUUGGGUUUUCAUUUGGAGGGGUUGAACUUGAUGGACUUUGUCUUUUUUCAACCCAAUUUAACUAUGUAACUAUGUGAGCUCCUCGACCCUCCCCCCACGUACCUUUAUAUCUUCGGUGGCCAUGAAUAUUGGAGUGAGGGGAGUACCCACAGUUCCCGGUAGGGAUCUGGCCAGGCCUUUUCUUGGUGUCCCUCUGACCCAGUCCAACCCUGGAGCUAUAUAAAUACUAUUGGUACUUGAAUCAAUACAUCCUCCUCUAAAAAGCAGAUACCUUCUGCUAUGCUGGAUAAGGUACAAUUGGGCAAAUUCACUAAACGACGAAGCGCCUAACGCUAGCGUGAAUGCGCCAGCAUAGCGCAUUUUCAUUAAUUCGCCAAUUCACUAACGGACGCUGGCAUAACUUCGCUAGUGUUAAUUCGCAUCCUUAUGCCUGGCGAAUUUGCGCAACGGACGUAACUACGCAAAUUCACUGACGCGCGAAAUGUUCUGAACGCUACCUUUUACACCAGACUUCCUUCGCCACCUCAGACCAGGCGAAGUGCAAUAGAGUAGAUAGGGAUUGCUUCAAAAAAAGGAAACAUUUUUUCUAAGUCCCAAAAAACGCUGGUGUUGUUUCAUUUUUUAUGGGUGAUAGGCUGAAAAAGAUCAGAAAUUUUUUUGGGGCUAGCCUCCUUCCCCCCUACAUUUCCUAACUCAUGGCACCUUAACUAUACAGUGGGCACAUGUGUAGGGCAAAAUAAAAAUUUUAUUUGCUGUUUUGAAGGUUUCCCAGGCUUGUGUAGUGCUGCUACAUAUACCUCCAUUGUAACUUGAAUUUGGCGCCGUAUGCAAAUUAACCAUCGCUAGUGUAACUUUGCUUUGCUUUGUGAAUUGGAUUUUAGUGAAUUUGCGUAGCGCUGGAGAAAAUACGCCUGGAGAAGUGCGGCGAAGCGGACGCUGGCGCAACAACAAAUCAUAGUGAAUGUCCCAUGUACAAAGUUCAUGUAUGUAAAUUAACCUGUGCUACUUUCAGGAAGUUGCACCUACGCAUGCAACUGACUUGCAAAUGUUUAUGCUAAAGCAUUGCCACAUACUAAAUAGUGCAAUUUACACCCACUUUAUUAGAUAAGAAUUGCAUGUUAGUUGCAGUAUGCACUACUUUGAAAUUAUAAUUGAAUGUCAGUGGCAUAACUGUGAUCACACCCAGGCCCAGCGUCAACCGGAAAGGCCCCCUCUGACUCCCUUCCCAAGCUGCAACCCCCUCCGUCCCCCCGCACAUAACUUUUUCUUCUUGCAGCCAUGGGCCAGGUAGGGAGGUCAGAAGUGUCAUUGUGCCGGGAACAGGUCUGGACCGGCAGAACCCAUGAAUGCCAAGGGCCCACGAAGUCCGGGGGCCCACCAGGUUUUGUGCUGGUGUCCCACCAGUCCUGUCAAACCCUGUCAAGGCUAGGGUUGCCACUUUUUCUUGAAAAAAAUACCGGCCUUCCUAUAUAUUUAUCUUUUUUUCCUGUUAAUAACAUAGGGAUCAACCAUCAUUUUUACCGGCCAGGCUGGUAAAAUACUGGGCAGGUGGCAACCCUAGUCCGGGCCCACACCCCUUUAAGGCCUGCCAGAGCUUUGGUUCAUAUUGCAGCAGCACAGAGGGAAAUUUUUCAACACACGUGCCAGGAACAUGCUGGUACGCAUUGAAGGGGAGCGUUGUAUAUCUUACACUUGGCCCACCCAUGGCUAGUUGCACCACUGUGAAAGUUGGGAAAUAAAAUGGCAUUUUGGAUAAAAAACAUGGCAGUCUGCAUACAGAUUGUGGUACUUUUCACUGGUUACAUGAAUGUUUCCUUUUGUACAGCUGUGUUAUUUACUAAUAGCCUUGUUAAACACAUUCUUGCAAUGGACCGGUCCUUUAGGAAUCCUGUUAAAGGAAAACUAUACCCCCCAAACAAUGUAGGUCUCUAUUAAAAGAUACUGAGUAAAACAGCUCAUGUGUAAAACCCUGCUUCAUGUAAAUGAACCAUUAUCAUAAUAAUAUAUUUUUUUAGUAGUAUGUGCCAUUGGGUAAUCAUAAAUAGAAAAUUGCCAUUUUAAAAAAUAAGGGCCGCCCCCUGAGAUCGUAAGAUUCACUGUGCACACAUACAAACCACAUGUAAGGUCACAUGAGCCAAUUAACAGACAGGGUUUUGCCUUUUGCUUCCUCACUUCUUCCAGUUACAGUUAGUGUUAGUUGUAGUAUUUCUGGUCAGGUGAUCUCUGAGGCAGCACAGACAGAGUCAUGAAAUGGUGGUUCAAGGCAAGAGAUGUAAAAGGGCAAUAUUUAUGUAAAUAUAUAUUCCAGUUUGGUAAGAUUCUUUAAUAUGUCAUUCAAUUUUAUAUAAACUAUCUGUUGCUUAAGUAUUCAUUUUGGGGGUAUAGUUUUCCUUUAAAGCUCGAAUUUCUUGCUCUGAAUCAAAAGUGAAAGAUAGCAGUCAAUCAAAUAAAUCUUAUUAGUUUACAUCUCUGCUUUCUACUGAUCAGUGUACUUCUUGACGCAAUGCAGUGAUUAAUAUAUAGCCAUAGUUAUAUGUGUGCAUAAACUAAUGAAGAUCUGCAGUCAACAGAUAUUUUUAUGUAUAAGUAUGGGACCUGUUAUCCAGAAUGCUCAGGACCUGGGGUCUUCUGGAUAAGAGGUCCUUCUAUAAUCUUCUAAAAAAAUCAUUUAAACAUAAUUUAACCCAACAAGAUUAUUUUGCCCCCAAUAAAGAUUGAUCAAAUACAA
Xenopus laevis (African clawed frog) is the source of this 4513-nucleotide messenger RNA. RefSeq names its product GM2 ganglioside activator L homeolog (gene gm2a.L). The coding region runs from base 127 to 735 and encodes 202 amino acids. The record is from RefSeq and is marked provisional. Gene Ontology annotation, biological process: lipid transport; ganglioside catabolic process. Lineage: Eukaryota; Metazoa; Chordata; Amphibia; Anura; Pipidae. The transcript has 4 exons. Gene Ontology annotation, molecular function: lipid carrier activity; enzyme activator activity. Gene Ontology annotation, cellular component: cytoplasmic side of plasma membrane.